Gracilinanus agilis (Agile Gracile Mouse Opossum) is the source of this 1177-nucleotide messenger RNA. RefSeq names its product spermatogenesis associated 22 (gene SPATA22). Gene Ontology annotation, biological process: regulation of meiotic cell cycle; gamete generation; homologous chromosome pairing at meiosis. The coding region runs from base 19 to 1017 and encodes 332 amino acids. The transcript has 8 exons. The record is from RefSeq and is a predicted model, not a curated record. Lineage: Eukaryota; Metazoa; Chordata; Mammalia; Didelphimorphia; Didelphidae.
GAGUGCAGUGCCCUGGUCAUGAAGAGGAAUGUGCCGGGGGGCGGUUCGGGCCGCCCAACCUCAGGCUGUUUGCCCGUACCUCUGUUCAAUCAGAAAAAAAGAGUCCGGCAGCCCUUCACGUCCAGCCCGGGAGCUGCAGCAGACACUCAGGAUUUUCCUCCACUGCCAGCAGAUUUCGUCUGGGAAAUGACAAAACCCGAGGCGCCUCCAUUAAAGAAGAUGAUGAAUGCCAGGCAACAGCCACCGCCUGAACAUCACCUUAAGCAAGGGGGUGGCUUUAAGCCGAACCCACCGGACGCGGCCAGAAGUCAUCGCUGGAGUAGCUGGAGUUUCCAAGAAGACAGUCCAGAGGCUUGGGACGGCGCUCCGAGGCCCAGUCUGAGGAGUCCAGAGAUGAACCUGAAAUGGAGGCAGCCCGACCGCCCUCAGGGGUCUCCCCAGGGCAUGGCCACAGUGGGCAGAGCCCCAUGCCCAUCCCGAAGUGCCCAAGGGCCAGAGAGCGGCAGCAGCUCCCUGCAGAUGGGGAAGAUCGGCCCGGGUCAAAACCAGCUCAAGACAAAGGUGUUUGGUGGCCGCGAUGCAGAGGGAAAAGUUAUCCGGGAAGUGCCGGCGUGCCAGCCAAAGCUCAAAGAUGGCCCGUCUCUGAGAGUCCUCCCCGCAGGGAUCGACAGUAUGAAGCGCUGGAGGGAGCUUGUGGCCCGCUGCCCGCUGCUGUUUGAAGUGUUAGCCGUUCUGGACUCCGCCGUGACGCCAGGGGCGCAGGGGGCCAAGAGCUUCCUCCUGAGGGAUGGGAAGGCUACGGUGCCUUGUGUGUUCUACGAAAUCGACCGCGAACUGCCCAGACUAAUUAGAGGAAGAGUCCAUAGGUGUGUGGGGACCUACGACCCAGACAGGACGCUCUUCAGGUGUGUGUCUGUCCGUCCCGCGUCCGUUUCUGAACAGAAAACAUUCCAAGAGUUCGUCGGGGCCGCGGACGCUGCGAUGUCCCGCUGCAGCCACCUGAUGAGUGAAAUGUGAGCCCAGGACUUCGCUCACGGCUGUGCCAGGCGCGCCAGUCCUCGGACGUCGGACCGGACGAAGCGCUUUUCUGUCAUUUCUCCUCACGGGGGGGCGGGGGAGGACGGGGCCAGUUCAGGUUGUUCACUUCUUUCGUCGGAUGCCAAUAAAGCAAGUUUAA